Molecule: messenger RNA, 2245 nt
Organism: Prunus dulcis (almond)
Lineage: Eukaryota; Viridiplantae; Streptophyta; Magnoliopsida; Rosales; Rosaceae
Product: pentatricopeptide repeat-containing protein At3g54980, mitochondrial-like
Exons: 2
Coding region: 90-2078 (662 amino acids)
Molecular function (GO): protein binding
Source: RefSeq, a predicted model, not a curated record
UUGAAUUAGAAUCUCGGGUUUUUAGCUACUUAUUGAACAGUUAUGUUAGAGCCAAUCGAAUCAAAUAUGCGAUUGAUUGCUUUGAUAGAAUGAUAGAGCUUGAGUUGUAUCCUUGUGUUACGUGUAUGAAUAUUCUUUUAGUAGAAUUGGUUAGGAGAAAAAUGAUUGUGAAUGCACGGGAGUUGUAUGAUAAAAUGGUUUUGAGAGGAAUGGGAGUUGAUCGUGCCACUCUGCGUGUGAUGAUGCAUGCUUGCUUGAAAGAGGGGCAACCAAAUAAGGCAGAGGAGUACUUUAGAGAGGCGAGGGCAAGAGGGAUAGAACUUGAUGCAGCAUCCCAUGGUGUUGCUAUUCAGGCUGUUUGUAGCAAACCCAAUUUACGUUUGGCUCUGGAAUUGUUGAAGGAAAUGAGAGAAAUGGGGUGGGUUCCUUCCGUGGGUACGUUUACUAGCGUUAUCAAGGCUUGUGUGAAGCAAGGGAAUAUGGUUGAAGCCCUAAGGAUUAAGGAUGAAAUGGUCAGUUGUGGGAACUCAAUUAAUUUGGUUGUUGCAACAAGCUUAAUGAAGGGUUAUUGUGUGCAAGGGAAUUUGGAGAGUGCUUUGGAUUUGUUCAAUAUAAUUAUAGAGGAUGGACUUAGUCCAAAGAAGGUUAUGUAUGCAGUUCUUAUAGAAUACUGCUGUCAUAAUGGGAAUAUGGAAAAGGCUUAUGAGCUUUACGUCCAGAUGAAAAACAUGGAUAUUUUGCCUGAUGUCUUCAUUGUAAAUAAUUUGGUACGUGGAUUUUUGAAAUAUCGGUCACUGGAAGAUGCGUGUAAGUUGUUUGAUGAGGCAGUUGAGUGUAGCGUUGCUAAUGUUUUUUUGUAUAAUAAUAUCUUAUCAUGGCUUUGUGGGGAAGGUAAAGUAAGUGAAGCUUGUAGUUUAUGGGAUAAGAUGGUGUAUAACGGUGUGGUACCUAAUCUAGUAUCCUACAACAGCAUGAUACAUGGCUAUUGCAGAAUAGGGAAUAUGGAGCGUGCACACAAUGUAUUUUUGGAGUUGCUUGAAAGAGGUUUGAAACCUAAUGUUUUCACUUAUUCUAUUUUGAUAAAGGGCUAUUUCAGGAAAGGUGAUAUAAAGCGUGCCCUAGAUGUCUUUAACGAUAUGGUGGCUGCAAAGAUAACCCCCACAGAAUUCACAGUUAACAUUGUCAUUGAUGGCUUGUGCAAAGCUGGUUGUACAUCUGAGGCAAGUGAUAGGCUAAAUAAAAUUGUUGAGAGGGGUUUCGUUCCUGGAUGUAUGAGUUACAAUAAUAUUAUAGAUGGGUUUAUCAAGGAGGGUGCCAUGAAUUCUGCACUGGCUCUAUAUAGAGAAAUGUGUGAAGGUGGAGUCUCUCCAAAUGUUGUCACUUACACCAGCUUUGUUAAUGGGUUUUGCAAAAGCAAUCAAAUUGAUCUUGCUUUGCAAAUGUGGAAUGAUAUGAAAAAGAAGGGUAUUAAAUUGGAUGUUACUGCAUAUUGUGCCCUCAUUGAUGGGUUUUGCAAAAGGCGAGACAUGGGAACUGCCCGUAAACUUUUCUCAGAACUCCUUGAAGUUGGUUUAUCUCCAAGUACAGCUGUUUACAGUAGCAUGAUUUGGGGCUUCCAGAAUUUAAAUAACAUGGAAGCGGCUCUUGACUUGCACAAGAAGAUGAUAAGUGAAGGUAUUCCCUGUGAUUUGAAAGCAUACACUACCCUAAUCGAUGGCUUGCUAAAAAGGGGUGAGUUACAAGUUGCAACAGAUCUCUACUCAGAGAUGCUUCAGAAGAAAAUUGUACCUGAUGUCAAGACAUAUACAGUUCUGAUAAAUGGCCUUUGUAACAAAGGACAACUAGAGAAUGCACGCAAGAUCUUGGAAGACAUGAAUAAGAGGAGUAUGACUCCUAGUGUUCAUAUUUAUAGUACUUUGAUUGCUGGGAACUUCAAGGAGGGGAAUUUGCAAGAGGCUUUUAGGUUGCAUGAUGAGAUGCUUGACAGAGGCCUUGUACCUGAUGACAUUACUUAUGAUAUUCUUGUAAACGGAAAGUUUGAAGGAGCAAAUGCUCUUGUUGGAACUUCAUGUGCCUAGAUAUUUUUGGUUAUUGUUUCAACUUGCUUCAGGCCUGCCUUUGUUUCUCAGCAUGUCCCUUUUCAAGCACAGGGUGGUGAAUUCAAAUUUAUGCUUCAGAUUCAGAUGUGAGGUGAGUUCUGAGGCGUUAGUGCAUGCACUAUGGUUUGGACAUAUGGGAGAUAACA